GAAGUUGUCCUGUUUUUGGUAAUUUGAUGAGGAUGAGUGCUUGUCCGUAGGGUACCACGACCCCUCGGAUGCAGAUCCUAACGUUAAGAGAAGGAAGAAAAGAUGAGGAAUUUGAUUAGAAGGUUUGGAACCAUAUUCAGAUUUGAUCAAAUGUUACAGGAACCACAUUUGGAUAAGCUGCCCUGUUUCUAUUGGAUGACAGGGCAUCUGAACUCCCCCACCCCACCACCUCUCUCUCUCUCUCUCUCUCUCUCUCUCUCUCUCUCUCUCUCUCCUCAGCUCCUGCUGAGUCUCUGCUUUGGACUCGGAGCGCUCUGUAUCAGACAGACGGUCUACCUGUUCCUGAUCUAUCUUAAGUGUUCAGCUGCUGUACAAACACUUUGGCCCGGGACCUGUGGAUCAAAGAGGGGCCAGACCCCCACGUCUGGAUUUCAGAGCGUCUCAGAGAUGCUGAAUCCAGUGCUUUUGGAAAUCACCGAGCAGUAAAAGGGCUGAACUUUCAGAGAAACUUGAAUAAUCAGCACAUCAGCAGAAAAAGUGUGGAGAGGAAAGAACCGCGGACGCCGAGGGGAGGGGGGCUCUGCUGUAAAAAGUUAAUUAGCAUUACCAACAAAGUGUAGCUCUGCUACUUUUUUUUUCUUAAACGGUUACCUCUCCAUCCAGCAAAAUUUCACCCAAAAGCAGACAACAGGAUCAUCCUGCGCUGACGCGGCUGGUCGGCAGGAAGCGACUGGUGGCAGCGGGGGUCCUGGGGGUCGUUAUGGUUCUGGUUUUGGUCAUCCUCAUCCCGGUUCUGGUCAACUCAGCGGGGACAGCGGCGCACUACGAAAUGCUCGGUACCUGCAGGAUGGUGUGCGACCCGUACGGCACCAAGUCUCCGUCCAGCACCGCCACGGCGGACACGGUCCGAGACAGCAGCCUCGUGCAGUCUUUACCCACUUUUAUCCAAGGUCCAAAGGGAGAACCGGGUCGCCCGGGUAAGGCGGGUCCGAGGGGGCCUCCCGGUGAACCGGGGCCGCCCGGUCCAAUGGGGCCACCUGGAGAGAGAGGUGAACCGGGCAGACCUGGUUUACCAGGACCUCCGGGAUCCAGCGCAGCUGCCGGUGCAAUUAGCGCGGCCACUUACACCACCGUGCCCAAGAUCGCCUUUUACGCAGGGCUGAAAAAGCAACACGAGGGCUACGAGGUGCUGAAGUUCGACGACGUGGUGACCAACCUGGGAAACCACUAUGAUCCGACCACCGGGAAGUUCACGUGCUCCAUCCCCGGGAUUUAUUAUUUCACUUACCACGUCCUGAUGCGCGGAGGGGACGGCACCAGCAUGUGGGCUGAUCUGUGCAAAAACAAUCAGGUGCGGGCCAGUGCCAUAGCCCAGGACGCGGACCAGAACUAUGACUAUGCCAGUAACAGUGCUGUGCUGCAUCUGGAGCCAGGAGACGAGGUCUACAUUAAACUAGAUGGAGGCAAAGCUCAUGGAGGCAACAACAACAAGUAUAGCACCUUCUCUGGAUUCAUCAUCUAUGCUGACUAGACAACUACACAUUUGUGCCCUCAGCAAUUAUAGGCCUUGUGGCCCAGUCCUCCUACGAAUCUUCCCUCUGCAAAUAAGAUGCUCAGACUUACACCUCUAAACAUAUGUGGAGAAACCAAAAUAAAUCAACCUCCAUACCCUGUAUAUUAUUUUGUAUUCUACAUUCUGGCAUCACCAUUGUCCUCAGUGAAUGUGACUUUGGACAAUAACAUCAAUGAAACGGCUGAUUUGUCAGUGUGGGAUCAAAUCACAUCCUUUCUUUAUACCAUUACAUCACACUCGAACUUAAAGCUGAUGUCUUUGUGUUGAUGUAGUGCUGUGACGGAGUGAUGGCGGUGAAGUGAAGAGGGAGGAGUUUGUGUGUGUGUGUGUGAGAGAGAGAGAGAGAGAGUGUGUGUGUGUGCUACAGUGUGUGGGAGAAGUAGACAGACAGAGACCAUUGUCUUUAAAAUCUAAUUGGGCAAUAAGCUGCUUGUUAACAAAUCAAGCUGUAUAUGAACAAACAGCAUUUAAGUCAACACAGGAAAAUCUAGGAGAAAGUGGAAAAGGGGAAAUCAAACAGAAAUGCAUCAGCUAACGUGUAGUUCUAAACACUGUCGAGUCAAUUAGUGUCAGGUAAUUGACUGUGGGAUGAUUUUGUGCAAUAUCUAUUAUAAUAAACUAUAUUCAUGGUAUAAUUAA
Molecule: messenger RNA, 2212 nt
Organism: Lates calcarifer (barramundi perch)
Lineage: Eukaryota; Metazoa; Chordata; Actinopteri; Centropomidae
Gene: c1ql3a
Product: complement component 1, q subcomponent-like 3a
Exons: 2
Coding region: 761-1531 (256 amino acids)
Molecular function (GO): protein binding
Source: RefSeq, a predicted model, not a curated record